AUGGAGUCACUCAGCACAACCACACUGCGCGAUGCCCUCGUGCGACAGAAGCCGUUUGUGCCUUGCACAUCCAGACGCACGGGCAACACGAAAUACAUACCGUGGCCGAAACCCCAAAUCCGGGUGUGGUCCGAGUUCAACAUCCAGACGCUCAACGACAGCUAUGGUCAUGUUCUAGAUACGGCCCUCCCACGUUACCUCGUGGACAAUCUCACAAUGCCUGCCGACUUUUUCAAGAACUUGACUGUUUCCGACGAUAAAGCUCCCCUGCAUUUCAUUGGCUGGAACGAUGCGACCGUCAUGCCUCUCGUCAAGUGGUCCAUGCAACACAUGGGCCUGCACACCGGCACGGCAUUGUUCCACCGGUAUACGGACGCACGGGGCACCACGGUGGCCAAACUGCCACAAGCGCCAAACAAGUUGACAGUGGACCAUCUUGUGUACCUCCAAAAUCCGCAUCGGGAUACCCUCGUCGUGGGUCUCGGGCGGACGAGCACGAAAUGGCGCAGCGUGGCGGCCAUGCGCAAUCCUGGCGACGCCAGAGGCGAGAAUACUUGGCCAAUCCGGCAGCUGGCCAAUUUGUGUGCGCAGUCGGGCACGCGGUACGGCUACAUUCAGACGGACGAGGAGCUGGCGGUCUGUUGUUUCGGCGCCAAACCUCCGACAAGCGACAAAGCGGACACUGGAGCGCGGUGGCAGGAACCACAUAAUAAGUGGGACGACUGGUCGGUGUCCUUGAUGGUCGUGCCAUGGAAUACGGAGCUAUGUGGGAGUGGCGAUGCCAGUGGCGGUGGAGCUCGCCGCAUCCUCACGACCGAGCUGGCGCCGUGGUGGCUCUGCAUGCUGGCGUUGAGCGACGGGCAUCGGCCCCUGGUCGAGACGAAGGAAAUCGUGGCAAUUGAUUCAUGGGAGCGAGUGUACCUGCACAAGGAGUGCCGAUGGGUGCGGCGACAUCGCUACUCCUCCUGGGAAGUGCCCGCGGAUCCACCGCCGCCUUCGGCUUAUGAGACCCCGGAGCCAGGCAACGCAGCCACGUUGGCGGCAGAUGUGGGUGCCAACGGACAGAAUUGGUUCGAUCUUAUUGACCCUGCGACAAUUGACCUUACCGGUGCCAACUUUGACGGGAUGUGGCCGGUGUAG
This is a messenger RNA of Sporothrix brasiliensis 5110, 1140 nucleotides long. RefSeq lists its product as uncharacterized. NCBI's taxonomy places the organism in Eukaryota, Fungi, Ascomycota, Sordariomycetes, Ophiostomatales, Ophiostomataceae. The record is from RefSeq and is a predicted model, not a curated record. The coding region runs from base 1 to 1140 and encodes 379 amino acids. The transcript has a single exon.